This is a messenger RNA of Psylliodes chrysocephalus, 408 nucleotides long. NCBI's taxonomy places the organism in Eukaryota, Metazoa, Arthropoda, Insecta, Coleoptera, Chrysomelidae. The record is from the annotation of a GenBank genome assembly.
AUGUGCCAAAUUUACCAAACAAUCACACGAAGUGCAUUACAGACUGUCCGCUUUACCAGCGUGCAAAAACCCGAAUAUUCCGAUGAUGCUUUCAAAAAAAGAGGUGCGGCUUUCGAAUUACAAUAUAUCAGAAAACAAAUGUACGAACAAUUUAAAAAAAUAAGAAACCAAUUAAUGAGACGUAGAGAAGAAACGAUUCAGAAAAAAGUAAAAGAUGAGUUUGAGAAACAGAAGUCCGAUGAUGAGAAGAAAAACAAAUUUGUAACUUUAAACAACUUUAUUUUCUAUUUAAAAUUAAACCCUGGAUACAAAAAAUAUUCUACUGGUUAUUUCACAAAAAUUGUUAAUACGUAUCAAGAGUUACCCACCUCGAUAAAUAAAGAAUGUUCUAAUAAAAGUUGUUUUUAA